AUGGAAAAAUUUCCUUCUUUAUGCAUUAAUUCAAUUAUUGAAAAUUUUUCCGAUAAUCCUCAUUUUUUACAUUCCUGCCUUUUAAUUAAUAGACAUUGGUGCAUAAAUACUAUCCCAGUUUUAUGGCGAGAUCCAUUCCGUGUAGUGUCUUUAAAAUCCUCGGCUUAUUUAAUGAAUUCAUAUUUGCAAUGUUGUUCAAACGAAGAGUUAUAUGAAAUCUUAGGAAAAUUGGAAAAUUCAAAUGUAGCACAUUUUGAUUACCCUCAAUAUUUGAGAACUUUAAAUAUAUCUCGAAUUGGGGUGGUUAUUCAAAUUUGGUUAGAACCUCAAUUCUCCAAUUUUAAAUUCAAUUUUGUGUGGGGUGAAAAACAAAAAUAUUAUUUAAAAUCAUUUUGUAGAUUUUUUACAAGUAGAUCAUCAGCGAUUCAUUCAAUUGUAGUAGAUUUGUCUCUAUCAUUACAAGAGAAUGAAGUUUCUAAGAUUCCCGAAAUAUUUACACAUCGAAAUGCUAAAUCAAGUAUUUCAAAUUUACGAGAAGUUAAAUGUCAUGGAAUGUUUGAAAAAACUGGAUUUCUUCAAUUUGUAGCUAAAACUUCAAAUAAUAUUAAUAAGUUAUCAGUUUCAGUUAUACGAACAAAUAGUGAAUUAACAUCAAUGGUGAAUUUAAUUAAUGCUCAAAAAUUUUUAUGUGACAUUUCAAUUGAGGAUUGUUAUGAUAAUCUCAACAUGAUCGCUAGAGCUUUAAGUCACAAAUCAUCAUUAAAACAUAUAAAGUUAGUAGGAGGAAGAUUUAAUUGUGAAGAUUUAAAAUCUUUAACGAAAUGUUAUCAAUUGAAAACUUUGAUGAUCGUUGAAUGUGAAUCUCUAGAAAAUGAUUCAAAGGAUGAAUUUUAUAACAUUGAAAAAAUUCAAUCACUAAGUAAAUUAUACAAAAUCACAUUAAGAGAUACUUUUUUACCAGGAAAAUUAUUAGCAUUUUAUUUUCAAGCAGCUAAUUCUAAAAUUCAAGAAGUUGAAUUAAGUGGAUUAAUGCCAUUCGAUACUCAUAUAAUAAUCAAAGCAAUAACUUUACACUGUCCAAAUAUUAAUAAAUUGAGUGUAACAAUAGAUGAAGGACAUUACGAUAAUCUUUACGGAUUACUUCAAUCAUGCAAAAAAUUAACUAGCAUUUUAAUUGAUAGUAUUACGAAAGAAGAAGAUGGAUCAUUUGAUAUUGAUAGAGAUAAAGAAGUAGAAGCAAAUGAAAUUUUACCAUUAUUUGGAAAAUGUAUUCCAUCAUCUUUAAAAUUAUUAAAGAUUUGGUCAAAUUGGGUAUUUACACCAGAAAGUCUUGAGAAAUUUUUUAUUAAUUGUUCAGCGAAAAUCGAAACUCUUGAUAUUGCUUAUUGUGAAUGUAUCACCGAUCAUCACCUUGAUGUUUUUUUAAAAUAUACCAAAGGAAUUUUAAAGAAUCUGGAUAUAGAUCGAGCAAGGAAUUUAUCCAUAGAGGCAUUAAGUUAUGCUCGACAAUUCAUGAAUAUUGAAGGUAAUGGAAAUUCUUAUAAUGAAGUCCCUUAUGAAAGUUCUUUAUGGGGAUAUCAUAGAUUUAGAAAUAGUAAUAAUAGUGAAGAUUCAAAUCUCUUUGAAGAAGAAUCAACGGAAAAUUUCGUGAUGUACCUGGCUUUAGACGACCCCCAAUAUUGGUUAUUCCAAAAAUAUCUCGAAAAUGGAAGGAACAUCAAAAACGAAACUUUCGCAUUUACUAAUAACUCUGAAAAUUCAUGGGCACAACGGUUUGACGAAUUAAAGUAUCGAGUCGCGUCUUUUAUACUAAAACUUACCACUCCAUGUCAAUGGCUAAUUCUUACAGUGGCUCCCCUUCAUCUCCAAGAAUCAAAGCAAGAGAAAGCAGCUAUUGAAGAAAAAAUUAUAAACGAAGAAUACAAGAUCUGGAAGAAAAACUCUCCAUUUCUAUAUGAUUUGGUUAUUACUCACGCGCUUGUAUGGCCAACUUUAACGUGUCAAUGGUUUAAAGAUAUUGAUAGACCUGAAGGAAAGGAUUAUACUGUUCAACGUAUAUUAAUCGGAACUCAUACAUCAGAUAAUGACCAAAAUUAUGUUGAAAUUGCAAGUAUUCAACUUCCAAAGAACGAUGUCAACAUAGAUCCUCGUAAAUAUGAUGAAGAGAAAGGAGAAGUAGGAGGUUUUGGCGGUACUACUGAAACUAGAAUUAAAGUUAUUCAAAAAAUUAAUCACGAUGGAGAAGUUAAUCGAGCACGUUACAUGCCACAGAAUCAAGAUAUAAUUGCUACCAAGACUGUUGAAGGAGAUGUUUACAUAUUUGAUCGUACAAAGCAUCCAUUAAUACCUACUGAUGGUAUUUGUCAACCUGAAUUAAAGUUGAGAGGUCACACUAAGGAAGGAUACGGUUUAUCAUGGAGUCCAUUUAAAGAUGGUCAUAUAUUAGAUGCUUCAGAAGAUGCCACUAUUUGCCAUUGGUUAGAUACACGAACAAUGGAUCCAUUUCGAGUUUAUCGAGGACAUGAAGCGUUUGUUGAAGAUGUAGCAUGGCACACUCUUGAAGAGCAUGUAUUUGCUUCAGUAGGCGAUGAUCAAAAACUUUUAAUUGAAGUGAAUACAGUUGCAUGGAAUCCUAUAAACGAACAUAUCUUAAUUACUGGUUCCGGCGACAAGACUCUUAAUUUGUGGGAUCUUCGCAAUCUCAAAAUUAAACUUCACACAUUAAUUCAUCAUCAAGGUGAAGUCUUACAAGUUGAGUGGUCUCCUCAUGAUGAAACCAUUUUGGCAUCUGCUGGAGGUGAUAGAAGGGUCAACAUAUGGGAUCUAAGUCGGAUAGGUUCGGAACAGACUGCUGAAGAUGCAGAUGAAGGUCCACCCGAGUUAUUGAUUUCUGACUUCAGUUGGAAUCCUCAUAUACCAUGGGUGAUCUCUAGCACUGCAGAAGAUAAUAUUAUUCAAGUUUGGCAGCCAGCAGCAAACAUUUAUUCUAUUGAUGAUAGAGAAAUUCCUCCAGAAGAAUUGGAAGAUUAA
Molecule: messenger RNA, 3030 nt
Organism: Diversispora eburnea
Lineage: Eukaryota; Fungi; Glomeromycota; Glomeromycetes; Diversisporales; Diversisporaceae
Source: the annotation of a GenBank genome assembly